CCUCUGCUUUCUUCUCUGUGGUCACAGUCAUGUUUCAGGUUAAAACGUUGAAAACUAUAAUAUUAUUGUCUGUUAAAAUUUCAAAUUCAUAGUUCCAGUGAUUGUGAAUUCUAUUUCAACUACUUACUUACUUAAGAAGACUACAAUUAUAAACCAGAAACAAUCUCUUUCACAUUAUGUCAAUAGUAACACGUAAAAGAUUAUAUUCUGAAUUGGAACGAGAAAACGGCAGGCAGUUUAAAGUAAGAAUACGUGAUAAAGAUCUAAAUGAGAAAAGCGUGUUGAGGGAAGCCAAUAUGAUGAGAAUUUAUGAGAAAACGAAAGCCCUCCUAUUUUCUGGUGCCAACUGCUCGGAUUUGAAAUCUUCAAAGAAAAAUGUAAACUCAGAAGACAUUCAGAAGUCAGCUCUGCCUAGUCAUGGAAAUGGAUGUAGGAGGUGUUCGAAAAUCGCGCUCGAAAAAUGCUAUUACUGUGAAAACAGGAUCUGCUCAUUGUGUCUAGUCAGUUGUGAAGCCUGUGGUAACUUCUACUGUAACAGCUGCUGUAUACCAACGUUUUGUGGGAAUAGUGAAUGUUUGACGUGCCUUGACUGUCUCAACAAAUGAUUAUAAACAAGUUCAACAGCUGCGAAAACAUUCUAACGACUGAUAGGUAAUAUUGUGCGGUGCACCAAAAAACGACUUAUUAGAACUUUUCCGUGUUAUUUUUAAUUAGUGAAAUAGGUUACUAUAUUUUUGUAUCAAACAUUGUAUGCUACAUGCAAUUUGGUAAUUUUGAGCCAGUGAAGGUGAACGGUGGCAUGUAAUGAUAGCCAUCUACUCUUUCGCGCUCGUCGUCAUUCGUACGCACUCUGCAAGAGUGUGGCGCUGGCAUUAGAAUAGUUGAUUUCAAACCUCUUAUAGACCGCUUCCUUUUCUCUAAAAUUGUCGACACUGGAAUGUCUGCAGGGGUAAUCACAGCAGGAGGAAGGCUGUUAGCUCUAUCACUUUCUUCGCCUGUUUCAUCUUCACCAUUCAUUUAAUUUGCUAUAUCAAUACAUUUUUGUGCUCUCUCCACUUUUUCUCCUAUUAUUUCAUUUUCUCCACCUUCUUCAUUAUUUUCUUUGCUUGCUUGCUAAUCACCUCUUUCUGUUCCUCCCAGAUAAUAAAAUGAAGAUCAUUAUAAUUUCGAUCAGUGUUAUCAUUUUAUUUUUUAUCUGUGACACUGAAAGGAAGCAAAUGGGUAAAUGCCAAACAUUGCAAAGCCUUCUUUCUUGAUUGGCUGAGUGCGGUGGCUGCUGUUAGGAUGUAUUUCAAUAUUUUUAUCUUUUAAUUAAUUGCUUUCAGCUAAACAUGUAAUAUACGUUAUUGUGUUUAUGUUAUUGGAGUCUCUGCUGAUGGGGUCCAAGACCCUCCAAGUAUUUUUUAAAAGUUUGGCUGUUCAUAUGCCUAAAUUGGACACAGCCAACUUGGCCAUCAUUUAUUCGUAAAUGGUCAAGCUUCUUCAUAGCAAAAUUGCCUGUGCUCAUUGAGCAAGCCACAGUUACUGCUCUACUUCCCCUUUUACCAGCAGGAGCAAUGUGCUUUGAAAGCUUGAGUAGAACUACUUAAAAACAACUCUCAUGCAUAUAAUACAUUUGAGAGGGCUAAAAAUGUUUUGUUUUGUUUUUGCUGAGAAGGCUGGUUCUUGCAUGUUGUAAAACUGUUAUAAAAAUGACCCAAACAUUUUGAUUAUAAAAAAGCAUUUGAAAAUAUUAAUGAUAAAAUGGAAAUAUAUAGAUGAAUGAGACCAAACUUGAAAAUAUUUCUCACCUCAACUAUUAAUUCAAUACAAUAUCCCUGAGAGAAAUGAAAAACUAGAAACACUCUUGGUAGUAGAAUAUAAUAGAAUAUUUAGAAUAAAAUAUUUAAUUAGUUCAACAACAAUACAGAUUCAUCCAUACAGUUGAACAACGUCAAAUUGGUAGUCAUUACAAUCAUCACUGUCAUAACAUUAUAUCAAUCUAAGAAUAUACUACUGUAUAAGAAUCAACUUUUAAAACUUGACAUUUAAUCAUUGAUCUAAAAAGACGAGAAUAAAAUACAUACUUAUAAAAUUACGCUAAUUGUCAUUGAGAAAUUCUUCUAUACUAUAGUAAGUCUUACUAAUAAAAAACCGGUAUUGAUCUGUUUUAAAUGUAGCUGACCUAUAAUUUAAAUAAGUUGGCAGUCUAUUUUAAAAUUUGGCAUCUAUAUAACUAGGUUUUUUCUCAUAAAGAGAACACUUAUAUUGUCUCUAUGUCUAGUAUUAUGAUGGUGAACAUCUGAGUUUGUCGUGAAAUUGCUGAUAUUUUUUGCUGAUAUAUAUCCGUGUCCCGUUCCAGCUAGUGCCGGGUCUCGGUAUGAACAAUGGGCCACACGAAUAAAACCAAAGCAUAUGCACAUGAGCAUGGAGCAUAAGGUUUUUCUCAUGAGCAUUAGGUAGAAGCAUAAGCAUUUGCACAUUUUUAUAUGAAUAAGCUUCACCUUAUACUCUUACCUUAUGCUCCUGAACUCUGGAGCAAACG
Nilaparvata lugens (brown planthopper) is the source of this 2524-nucleotide messenger RNA. RefSeq lists its product as uncharacterized. The coding region runs from base 177 to 605 and encodes 142 amino acids. The transcript is spliced from 4 exons. The record is from RefSeq and is a predicted model, not a curated record. NCBI's taxonomy places the organism in Eukaryota, Metazoa, Arthropoda, Insecta, Hemiptera, Delphacidae.